ACCUUGUACAAAUGCUUGGCCUUUAUGUCAUUUAAACUCUUUGUUCCAUACGUUUGUUAAAAUUACUUAAGACAUUUCUAUUUCUUUCGGUAUAAAUCAUAUAGUGUUACAAAAUGGGAAACAAAUCUUCACUUCUACUAAGAGAGGAAGAAAUUGCAAGAAUUCAAGAUGAAACUGGCUUCACUCCAAAUCAAAUUGAGCGUUUGUACUCAAGAUUCACAUCUCUAGAUCGUGGAGACUGUGGAACUCUUUCACGAGAUGAUUUUUUGAGAAUACCCGAACUCGCAAUAAAUCCCUUAGGUGAUAGGAUUGUCCAUGCAUUUUUUGCUCAAAGUCAUGAUGACAGGGUGAAUUUCUUACAGUUUAUGCAAGUCUUAGCACAUUUCAGACCCAUUAAGAAGAAUCGGGAAAAUAAAUUGAACAGCAGGGAAGAAAAAUUGAGAUUUGCAUUCAAAAUGUAUGACUUGGACAAUGAUGACAUGAUAUCUCGGGAUGAACUUCUUGCCAUUUUACAUAUGAUGGUGGGUGCAAAUAUAAGUGAAGAACAAUUGUCAAGCAUUGCCGAAAGAACUAUUCUAGAAGCUGAUCAAAAUGGUGAUCAAAUGAUCUCAUUUGAUGAUUUUUGUAAAGCUUUGGAACGCACAGAUGUUGAACAAAAGAUGUCCAUUAGAUUCUUAAAUUAAUGUACAUUCCAAAAUAGCUCAUUUUUAAUAUAUAUCGAUAUACUAUAUUUAUUAUGAUAAAUAUAGUGCUAUUAAUUUUAGGAAAAGUCCAAUGGUUUUACAAAAUUAUGUUUUACAUGUAUGUGGUGUAAAAACAGCAGCAUAAGUACUUUAUAUGCAUAUUAAUUUGUACUUUAAAUCAAUAUUUUAAUUAUGUAUUUUUUUAAAGAUGAUACAGAUGAAUAAUUUAGUUCUUCUCCCACAU
Ctenocephalides felis (cat flea) is the source of this 927-nucleotide messenger RNA. RefSeq names its product calcineurin B homologous protein 1 (gene elm). The transcript is spliced from 3 exons. NCBI's taxonomy places the organism in Eukaryota, Metazoa, Arthropoda, Insecta, Siphonaptera, Pulicidae. Bases 114 to 683 code for a protein of 189 amino acids. The record is from RefSeq and is a predicted model, not a curated record. Gene Ontology annotation, molecular function: calcium ion binding.